Molecule: messenger RNA, 2853 nt
Organism: Adineta ricciae
Lineage: Eukaryota; Metazoa; Rotifera; Eurotatoria; Adinetida; Adinetidae
Source: the annotation of a GenBank genome assembly
AUGACCACUGGAACCAAAGAUAAUGGAGGCGGCGGACCGCCCAUGCUCUUGUUACCAUCAGGCGAACAACAAGUUAUUGUCGCCUGCCGUAUUCGACCGAUGACCGAUGAAGAAAAAAUAGAAGGAGCUAUGCCCAUUGCCCACAAAGUUGCUGAUGAUAAUGUGGUUGUUCUACUUGAUCCCGAAGAAGACCAUGAUAAUGCUCUUCGUGCUAACCGAUCCCGUGAACGUAAAUAUGUCUUUGACGUUGUUUCUGAUAAAGACGCUGAUCAACAAGAAGUUUAUGCCUCGUCAUCCAAAUUGCUUCUGAGUAGCGUCUUAGAAGGUUACAAUGCCACCGUUUUUGCAUACGGCGCAACCGGUGCUGGAAAAACUUACACAAUGUUAGGCACAGAAAAUAAUCCAGGUGUCAUGUACCGUACCCUGCACGAUCUUUUCGUUGAAAUAAAAAAAUUCGAAGGUAAACGAGAAUACCAAGUAACAAUGUCCUAUUUGGAAAUCUACAAUGAACUGAUACGUGAUCUAUUGGCUCCCUCAUCCUCCUUUCUUGAAUUACGUGAAGACGCGAAAGGCACUAUUCAAGUUGCUGGUUUAAGUGAAAUCGCUGCGAAAACGCCCGAAGAAGUUAUGGACAUGUUACACAAAGGAAAUCGCGCGCGCACUCAAGAACCAACGAAAGCGAAUAAAACAUCGUCUCGAUCUCACGCAGUUUUACAAGUUAAUAUCAAACAACGUGAUAUCAAUCGAUCUCACACAGAUCAAGUUCGAUUUGCAAAACUCUAUAUGAUUGAUCUGGCUGGCUCAGAACGAGCAGCGCAAACUCAAAAUACCGGCAAACGAAUGAUGGAAGGUGCUCAUAUCAAUCGAUCAUUACUUGCGUUGGGAAAUUGUAUCAACGCAUUGAGCGAAAAAGGCAAUACGAAAUAUGUGAACUAUCGUGAUAGUAAAUUAACUCGAAUAUUGAAAGAUUCGUUGGGUGGAAACUCACGAACAUUAAUGAUUGCACAUGUUUCUCCAGCAUCGAUACACUUCGAAGAAUCACGAAAUACGUUAAACUACGCUGAUCGAGCAAAAUAUAUCAAAACUAAAGUCCGUCGAAAUGUUGUCGAUGUUUCCUAUCACAUCGCUCAGUACAAACAAAUCAUCCAAGAUCUCCGAAAUCAAGUUCAAUUGUUACGCGAACAAAGAGAUGAUUUGGAAAUGCGUUUAUCAACCAACAACGAGGCACGUUUUAGUCGACUGGGAAAUAAUAGUACUGCUGAACGUCUUCGUGUGGAAGAAGGCUUGAAAUUAAAGGAAAAUAUUGUUCAAUCAUACCGUAAACAAAUCGAUGCACGACGUGCCUUACUCGAAAUCGAUACAGGACUCAUGGACGUCGUUCAUGAGUGUCAACGAAACCAAUCGAUUGUUGACCAGAAAGAAACAAGCAACGAAAGUAGUCCGAGAAAUUAUAAAAAUUCCACAGAAGAUAUUCUCGCUGAAAUCAAUACCUCCGACAAUGCAAAACAACGUGCUCGAGCUGAACUGCGCGUGCUUGAACAGGAGCGUUCGAAACUGGAAAAACAACGUAAAGCACAGUUACAAGAAUUCGAAACGGCCAAAAAUGAAUCCCGUCGAUUAUUGGAUAAAGUAACAAAGAAAAUGGCCACGAACGAGCAACGCGAAUUGCUCAGAUUACUAACUGAAAAUUUCGAAUUUGAAAUGAAAACAAUCGAACUACAAGCUGAAUUGUUCAUUCGAGAUUAUACAAUUAAAAGCAAAGACUUGCAAUUGUUACGAAUGUCUCAACAUCGAAGUCUUUGUGACACGAUCAUAUUCCAACAAAGAAAACUUAUUCAAGACAACGUAAUUCUGGUACCGUCGGACCUUGAAGAGCUCUAUCGAUUGUACUCGCGAGAUAUUGACGAAGGUCAACUGAUACACGACCUUAAAAGCUAUUCUCCUCGAUUAGUAGCAGGAAAUUCCACAGGUGGCAAACCUUCUACUUCUGCAUCGUUUCCAUUCCUUUCCCAAAUUGCUGAAGAAGAUUUAACCAGUGCAUCCACAUCCGUGACCAGCUUUCAUUUACCGAACAACGGCUCUCGACGUUAUCCAACCACAAGCACAUUACCAUCGCAUCGUGCUCUGUCCGAUCAAGAUCUUUUCAGUCGUCUUCACGAUGACUCCAUGGCAACCACAGAUGUUGGUAAUGAUUUUAUGUCGACAAUAAGUAAACCUGUAUCGUAUUCGCACUUCAAUUUUGAUCAAACAACAAAACAAUUGAUGAAAGGAAAUUCCUUAGCGAGUUUGAGUUCAGACAUCGGCGAUGUCUCGCUGACGAAUGUUGAUGGAGCUCGCCGUAAAGGUCAUACGGGAGGUUCGCCAGCAAACGAUUGGCCAUCGGAAUCAUCACCCGCAUUUCGAAAUCAUAGUACACGAGACAAAAUGGAUCUUCGAAAACAAACGCAAGACAUAGCCGCACGUGCUGCUCAACGGCGCGCAAAUCUUCAUCAUAAAGAGCUCAUGGAAGAUAUGGGUCCAGCCUUUUCUUCUGACCCUAUUAUGACAAAGGAAAAUAGUUCAAGUGUCCUGGGUCUUGACUUAACCGGUGCUAAACCGAAGAAGACUGUAACAAUAAAUGACCCAGCUAUGGAUCGCACUCGAGGAAAUGAUCUGCGUCGAACUAAUUCUGAAUCUCCCGAUCUCAAUGCUCAUUACGGAUCUGCGAGCGAUUUAGACCCAUUCUAUUCAACAUCGUAUAGUCGUGGUUCACGAAGUACAAGUAAAAAGCGAUCGACUUCUCACGGCUCGUCAACCAACAACCGUUCGAGCGGACCCACUUCAAACGUAUUCGUUCCUCGAGAUUACUAUUAA